Molecule: messenger RNA, 1429 nt
Organism: Clupea harengus (Atlantic herring)
Lineage: Eukaryota; Metazoa; Chordata; Actinopteri; Clupeiformes; Clupeidae
Product: scavenger receptor cysteine-rich type 1 protein M130-like
Exons: 4
Coding region: 353-1429 (358 amino acids)
Cellular component (GO): membrane
Source: RefSeq, a predicted model, not a curated record
AUGCAGAGGUGGUGUGUCGAGAGCUGGACUGUGGGGCUCCUGUAGAAGUGCUGGGAGCAGCUGCAUUUGGAGAGGGAAAGAAACAGAUGUGGUCAGAGGAGAUCCAGUGUGGAGGCAACGAGACUCAUAUUCAACUCUGCCCAACAUCUGCUCUGAAUAUCAACUGCUCACAUGACAGGGAUGUGGGGUUAGUUUGUUCUGGUAAGCACAUGAUCUUUUUAAAAUUACUUUAAUGCUUAUUUCUUAUUUUUACAUAUAUUUUUUUUUUACAUAUUUACACAUACCAUUUUAUGACAUGGUGUGAUUUUGUGUUUUCAUCAUUUGGCUGCUACAAAGUUACCUGUUCACAAAGAUGAAAACAAAGGCCUCCUCUCUGUCUCUGCCCUGCCCAGGAUACACAGAUGCCAGACUGGCAAAUGGCACUGAUUCCUGCUCGGGCCGAGUGGAGCUCAAGUACCUCAGUGAAUGGGGCACAGUGUGUGAUGCAUCCUGGGACAUGAAUGCCUCCAGCGUGCUCUGCCAUCAGUUGAACUGUGGGAGAGCUGUGGCUGUUGUAGGGGCAGAGUGGUUUGGUGAGGGGAGUGGAAGCAUCUGGCCUGAUGUGUUUGUGUGUGAAGGGAAUGAAACUGGCCUCUCAGAAUGUGGAAUCACCUGGUGGAGUCGAGCUGCAUGCUCCCAUAGACAGGAUGCUGGAGUGAUCUGCUCAGGUUCAUUCUUCCCUCUGGACAAUGGGACUGUGCGCUUGUCUGGAAGGAGCCGUUGUGAGGGAGAGGUGGAGGUUCUAUUUAGCCAGAGGUGGAGGAGAGUUCUGCUGGACUCCUGGAAUCGAUCUGAAGCCUCCGUGGUGUGCAGACAGCUGGCAUGCGGUUCUGCUGUUGGGUUCUCUGGUUCUGCUGAGACGGAGGGUGAUGGGUGUGUCUCAGGGUUCCGAUGUUCUGGACAUGAGACUCACCUGGGAAACUGCAGCACUCCUCAGAUGCUAAACUGCAGUUCUAGCCUGCACGUGACCAUUGUCUGCUCAGGCCAUCAGCCAGUCAGGUUGGUGGGAUCUGGAGGAGAUUGCGCCGGCCGGCUGGAGGUGUCACACAACGGCUCGUGGGGGACUGUGUGCGAUGACUCCUGGGACAGGGAGGAUGCCCAGGUAGUGUGCAGACAGCUGCAGUGUGGCACCGCCCUCAGGGCUGAGGUACCUGCAUCCUUUCAUCCAGGAGACGUGCCCAUCUGGCUGAGCGAGGUGGGCUGCGCAGGUGACGAGACGAGCCUGUGGGAGUGUCCCUCAGCAGGGUGGGGACACCAUGACUGCUCACACAAAGAGGAUGUGUGGGUCAUGUGCUCAGGGAAAGUGGGGGACGGUUGUGACGACUCCUGGGACAAGAAGGACGCCCAGGUGGUCUGCAGGCAGCUGGACUGUGGGAGCCUGUGGAUGUAG